UGUCAGCUCAAGGAGGGAGAGUUAGGGGGGCAUGUUUUGAGGGGGUCAAAGCCUACGUCACAACUUUAGUUAGGACCCUGCGACAUGGACCAACGCACACAGACACACACACAGCACCUUGGUUGAGUGACAGAGGGACAAAGAGGUGAAGAAACAGUCUGAGAGUCAACAAAGAAAGGGAAAAAAGGUGACGAGCUCAAGGAAGCAGGUGAAAAAGGUGCAGUGUGUUGUGUCCAAAAGUCUGAAAAGGAGGAAAGAAAGAAGGAAAGAUUGAUUCGGGAUAAGAGAGAAGCUCUUAUUCUCGAGUGACAGGAAGUGACAUGGCCCCCAAGAAGAAGGCCCAGGCACGCCUGAAGAAAACCUCCUCGGACGUCCUCCCCCAGGUCCAGACGGAGCCCGUCUCGCCCACCCUGAAGGUGGAGCGUCGCGGCGACGGCGUGGUGGUGGUGGUGGAGAGCGCCGUCAAGAAGAUAGAGCAGAUGGCGGCGUUGGAUAUCGCUCAGCUCAACAGCCUCAAUUUGCCCUUGCCCCCGCCCGUUCUUAAACCUGGUGAACGUGGCCUGGGUCUGGGCAGCGAGCUGACGCGCCCGCUCCACGGGAACGCGAUGCUGGAGGAGCUCAGCAAGAUGCGUCAGGAGAAGUUCUUGACCGAUCUGGAACUGGGCUGCAAGACCAAAUCCUUUGACGUCCACAAGCUGGUCAUCUCGUCCAUCAGUCAAUACUUCAGGGAGAUCCUGGCCAAAGAUCCAGACAUGAAGCGUCUAGAGCUGCCCUCCCUUUCACCUCUCGGUCUGGCCAACGUGAUCACGUUUGCCUACCUGGGCCGCGUGCACAUGUCGCUGUACACCAUUGGCUGCACGGUUUCGGCAGCGUCCACGCUGCAGAUCCCGCAGCUGCUCAAAAUGUGCGCCGACUUCCUGCUGGCCGAGCUGAACGUGCACACCUGCGUAUAUGUGUGGAACAUCGCGGCCGCCUACGGCCUGACUUCCGUGUGCGACGCUGCCCGCCGCUUCGUGUUGGACAACUUCGUGCAGUUCGCCGACACGCCGCUGUUCACGCAGCUCACGCUGGAGCAGAUCUGCGCUUUCAUGCAGGACGACUCGCUGACGCUACCCUCAGAGCUUGUUGCCUUUCAGCUGGCCACAAAAUGGCUGGAUUUCGAGCCUUCCCGUAUGCCUCAUGCCGCCGUGCUGCUGUCUCACGUGCGCUUGGAGACCAUCCCGGCGGCCGAGCUGGUCAGUCGGGUCCAGACUGUACCCCGCAUGAUGCAGGACCCGCAGUGCCACCGCCUGCUGGUGGACGCCAUGAACUACCACCUGCUCCCCUACCAGCAGAACUCGCUGCAGUCCCGCCGCACUCAGGUGCGGGCCAGCCAGCACGCCCUGAUCGCCGUCGGCGGCCGGCCGUCCCUCACCGAACGCGCACUCAGCCGCGAAGUGCUGUGGCGGGAACCCCGAGAAGGAGGCGCGGCCUGGCGUCACCUGACACAGCUGCCGGCCAAGAGUUUCAACCAGUGCGUGGCGGUGAUGGACGGCUUUUUGUACGUGGCUGGCGGUGAGGACCAGAACGACGCUCGCAACCAGGCCAAGCACGCCGUCGGCACCCUCAGCAGGUACGACCCUCGCUUCAACACGUGGCUCCACCUGGCUAGCAUGCGUCAGCGCCGCACGCACUUCUCACUGUCUGCCAGCGGGGGACGCCUGUUUGCCACGGGGGGCCGUAACUCGGAUGGCUUGCUGGCCACGGUGGAAAGCUAUCUGCCUUCCGCCAAUGCCUGGCAGAUGCGCGCCCCCAUGGAGGUGCCGCGCUGCUGCCACUCCAGCGCCACCCUGCCUUCGGGCGACAUCCUGGUGACCGGCGGCUACAUCAACUGCGCCUACUCGCGCUCUGUGGCCCAGUACAGCGUGGAGGGCGACACCUGGCGCGAGAAGCCCACCUUGGAGACGCCCCGCGGUUGGCACUGCUCCGCCACAUUGGGCGGGAAAGUGUACGUGGUGGGCGGCAGCCAGCUAGGGCCCAGUGGGGAGCGUGUGGACGUCCUGACCGUGGAGGUGUUCUCGCCAGAAGGUGACGGCACGUGGAGCCGUGCCGCGCCGCUCCCACUGGGGGUGAGCACGGCGGGUCUGUCCACCUUAGGGCCCGACAAGCUGUACCUGGUCGGAGGCUGGAACGAAGCAGAAAAGCGCUAUAAGGCCGCCGUGCAGACCUACAGCCCGGCUACAGACAGCUGGGCCCGGGCGGAGGACCUGCCCGAACCCACGGUGGGGGUCUCGUGCUGCACGGUGGCCCUGCCGCCUCGACACGCGCCGCGCCGUCAACAGCACCGCAACACGCCGGCCCACGACGAGACGCCUCAGCAGCAGCAGCGGGCCGGGAAAACCCAGGAGAACAGCGUGCAGCCACUGCCGCAAAACGUCACGGCGUAAGGCCAAGGUCUGCGGAGGACAUCUGGGCUAGCAUCUCUGCUCGACAUGAUAUUCAUCGGAAUAAUACAUUCUAUAUCUCCAAUUGGGAAUAAUAAUAGCCAGAAGGUUGGAGUAAAAGCUAAUAGAAAUAAAAAUAGGUCAAAUUAGCCACUGAAUUGGGAAUAAAAAUAGCCAGAAGGUUGGAGUAAAAGCUAAUAGAAAUAAAAAUAGGUCAAAUUAGCCACUGAGAACAAGAGUGGACUAACUCCAUUUUUCUCAUUUUAUCAUUCUCAGAGCCUACACUUUUUCUUUUAAGUGGAGCUGAAUCUUAAGGGCCCUUUCACACUAGCGUCAACCCAGUGAAGAGUGGUACAAGGCAAGCGCAAAACGAGAGGAGCCAAGUAGCCUGAUGUAGACGCUAUCAGGAAGUGAAAAGCGUCAACUAUAUUUACUAUAAUCUCAAUCCAUAAGAAAACAGCGACUUUUCCUAUUACAAGCAGUAGGGAGCACCAUAAUAGCCAUGGAAAGAGUUUUAGUUUCGGUGAGAAGGCGAAUACUGUUGUGUUUUUUGUUGUUCGUGAACUACAUUUCCACACAAACACACUUUGAGGUACCAUUUAGCUUAACAAGGAUGUCAUUUUUCGAAUGUCCUAGAGUUCAUGAAACUUUACAAAAGCACAUUUAUGAAGGUUUCGUCGGCCGUGAUUUGCACGCAUCCUUCCGCCGAAACAGCCUGAUAGCACAGAUAUAAGUACGCAUGACCCUCUGCUUUUGAUGCGUUGUCGACGUCAGCGCGGAGACGCUGUGAAAAUAGAACAAGUCUCUAUUUUGGGCCGUGCCCUCGGUGAAAAUAUGCUCAAGACUUUCCGCUACGUCCAAAACGACCGCCACCGCUCACUUUCGCGGAGAAGUCCCCUUCCACAUACACAAUGAAUGAGUUGCAAAUGAACCCUUCACACAAGGCUGCAGCUAAUUUAAAACGGCCUUCAGAUUUAAGAGCGUGGCCAUCCUGACAACUGGUGUUAGCCAAGUGUUGCGCUGAAUGACUCAUCUACUGGACUUAAACCUUGAUUUUGACUAGUACUCAUCUGAAAGACAUACUAAUUUUCGACACUUCAUAUAAAAAUGACAUGACAAAGAUGGAGUUAGCCCAUUGUAGUUGUCAGUCAUUUUGAGCUUUGUAAAUAAUCCAAAUUUGAAAAAAAUAUGAACAUUACAAGAAUGUAUCAAAAUUGGCAACGGAUGUUAUAUUCAAGAAACAUUGAGUGUAACUUAAGGAUCAAAAACUAUUAUAAUAAAAUAUACAGUUUUGGUGAUGAAUAUAAUACGUAGCACAUGCAGCAUCCAGCAUGUUCUUAGAGAAAUGAAAACGCUAAAUAUUUUGGGAGAGGCGUAAAAAAACUCCCGAGAGCGAGUUAGCAGAAAGCUGAAGUGAGGACGACGAAACGGGAGGUGAGUUGAAGUUGAGAGCGUUUCCAUCAGACUCGGGAGUCCAUCGGCCGAUGCAGUCAAGAUCACUUUGUUGUGUUGGAGGCGUUAAGAACAUAGAUGUAAACAUGCACUAGAUUGUAUGUUAUUGAUGCCAUCGUGGAGGAUCAAAUUUGAAAGGGAAAGGUUCAUGUAUUAUUUAAGAGUCAAAAGAUGGGAACAAUUAAGUCAAGCCUUGAAACAAAAAGUUAACAAUGCAGUGAACCAGUGAGACGCCAAUGUGAAGAUUAAAACACAAAGGUAAUACAAUCCCCCCAUGAAGCCAAAGUUUUGUCAUCUUUGAGGGUUUCACUGAAUAAAAGCCUAAAGAAACAAAAAUGUGCUAUUUCC
Molecule: messenger RNA, 4223 nt
Organism: Corythoichthys intestinalis (scribbled pipefish)
Lineage: Eukaryota; Metazoa; Chordata; Actinopteri; Syngnathiformes; Syngnathidae
Gene: klhl43
Product: kelch-like family member 43
Exons: 7
Coding region: 321-2426 (701 amino acids)
Cellular component (GO): cytoplasm; nucleus
Molecular function (GO): protein binding
Source: RefSeq, a predicted model, not a curated record